UUAUAUAAAUUAAAGAAAAAAAAAAAUAAAAAAUUCCACUGAUAAUAAUAACAGCACAGUCUAUUCAUUGUUGGCUUCACACAAAUCACAAUUUUGUCAGCAGCAAAUUACAUCAAAAUUAUUCAUACCCAAAGCUAAAAAUUCAAUAUCAACAAAUAAAUUAAAUAAAUAAACAAUGGCAGAAACAUUAGAUAAAGGUUUAUUAUUGGGAUUGGGAAAUCCAUUGUUGGACAUAUCAGCAACUGUUGAUGAAGAUUUUUUGAAAAAAUAUGAUCUAAAAGCAAAUGAUGCUAUUCUUGCUGAUGAAAAACACAAGCCACUUUAUGAUGAACUCAUUGAACAAUACAAAGCUGAAUUUAUUGCUGGUGGUUCUGUUCAAAACACCUUGAGAGUUGCACAGUGGUUUUUGGAGCAACCUCAUGUUGCAACAUUUAUGGGCUGUGUUGGAAAAGACAAGUACUCGAAAAUAUUAGAAGAUAAAGCACGUGAAAAUGGACUAAAUGUUUGCUAUCAAUUUCAUGAGACAGAACCAACUGGUACAUGUGGUGUUAUGAUUACAGACAAACACAGAUCAUUAUGUGCAAAUUUAGCAGCUGCAAAUUGUUUUUCACCACUUCAUAUUAAAGAUUCUGAUAAUUAUAAACUUUUAGAAGCUGCAAAAUAUAUUUAUAUAUCUGGUUUUUUCUUGACUGUUAGUCCAGAAACAAUUCAAGAAGUUGCUAAACACGCACAUAAUAAUGACAAAGUAUUUAUGAUGAAUUUAAGUGCACCAUUUCUUUGUGAAUUAUUUAAAAAACCAAUGAUGGAUGCUUAUCCAUAUGUUGAUAUAUUAUUUUGCAAUGAAACUGAAGCUGAUACAUUUUCUAAAGUUCAUGAAUUUAAUACAACUGAUAGAAAAGAAAUUGCACUUAAAAUGAUGAACAUGGAAAAAAUUAAUAAUAAAAAAAAAAGAAUUGUCAUUAUAACACAAGGUGCUGAUAAAGUUAUUCUUGCAAAGGAUGAUAGCAUCAGUGAAUAUGAAGUAUCCAAAAUUCCAGAAGAAAGAAUUAUUGAUACAAAUGGUGCUGGUGAUGCAUUUGUUGGAGGUUUUCUUUCACAGUAUAUUCAAGGUAAAGACAUUGAAAUAUGUAUUAAAUAUGGAAUUUGGGCUGGUACAGCUAUUGUCCAACGUUCUGGUUGUACAUUUGAAGGAAAACCAGAUAUUUCAAUUUAAUUAUCAUCAUAAAAAUCAUAUAAUUAUCAUAAUUGUUUUGCCAAUUUUAUUUUAACACAAUAUUUUUAUAUAAAUAUGUAUUUUCAGUUGAAUUAUUUUCAAAUAUUCACUUGUGUCAAAUAAAAGGUAAACAAACAAACAAA
Messenger RNA from Aphidius gifuensis, 1356 nucleotides. RefSeq names its product adenosine kinase 1 (gene Adk2). Gene Ontology annotation, molecular function: adenosine kinase activity. Gene Ontology annotation, biological process: purine ribonucleoside salvage. The record is from RefSeq and is a predicted model, not a curated record. Gene Ontology annotation, cellular component: nucleus; cytosol. The coding region runs from base 176 to 1213 and encodes 345 amino acids. NCBI's taxonomy places the organism in Eukaryota, Metazoa, Arthropoda, Insecta, Hymenoptera, Braconidae. The transcript is spliced from 5 exons.